UUUCUCUCUCUCUCUUUUCUCUCUUUUCUCUCAGGGGAGAGGAGGAGCAGUCUGAGCUUUCUACUAGUCUAAGAGUAACUCUCCCACGGAGCGGACAGGUCCAUCAGAACCAGUUGAGACUGAUCCCUUCUCUCCUGCUCACAACAUGGCGAUGAUCCUGCAGCCCAUGCCUGAACCGGUAGUAGUGAUAGAACCCCAACCUGCAAUAAUCCAGCCUGUGAUGCAGCAGCAAGUCAUUUACCAGGAGCCAGCUGUGAUCCAAUCCGCCCCUCCUAUAACCGUGGUGCAGACGGGUCCUGCUGUGGUGGUCCAGCCUCAUCUGGGAGAAUCCCCUGGGCGGAUGAAGUGUAUGUACUGCCAGCAGGAAAUCGUUACAGUCACCAAACCCGUCACUGGAAUUCUGACCUGGACCAUCUUCGGAGUCCUCCUCGCCUGCCUGAUCUGGCCGUUCUGUCUGAUUCCGUUCUGUUGCGCUCCCUGUAAAGACGUGGAGCACACCUGUCCAUACUGCCAUAACAUCCUCUCAGUAUACAAGCGCAUGUGAUCCAUUACCCUGAACCCCAACCACCCAAAGAACAUCAUUAAUAACUGAGAAUAUCCACGACACUCACGCUUCACUCUGUGGUGAAAAAAUAGCACUCGAACUCCAGCUUUUACUUUUAGAAUCAAGUUUUCUUAAGAUGAUCUGAACAAUCUGUGGUGAAACGUUUACUCAGAAGUUGAACACUUCAGAAAAUCAUUUCUCCUCUUCCUGUUUCAGUUUUAACAUGUUCUUUUAUGUUUUUCUUGUGAAGAGUAUUUUUUUAAUACUUUUUCACACCAACCCACCUCAGUUUCCCAUUAAAGAGCUUCUAAAAAAACACUCUACAAUUACUUUUAGCUAUUGUCUCAAAUAAAAAAAAUAAGAUUUAGUAAACUAAAUUAAACAUACAAAACAUACUGCAUUAACUAAGUGUUCAGUAAACAGGCACACUGCACUACUAUACUAUAUAUACUAUACUGUAUAUAUAUACUCAUCUCAUUGUACUAUAUAUAAUAUCUCAGUGUAAUUGUGAUGUUUUAUUAAUUGGAGUGUAUGAUUGCAUGUGUGUGUGUGUGUGUGUGUGACAGAGAGAAUGUGCAAGAGUUAGUUAUGAGAUUCAAUCCAAUAUAAAAAAAAGUUUCAGUAUCAAUUAAAAGUAAUCCAGUUUGCGUUUUCCCACGCUCUGUAAAUGUGUGUAAAAGUGAUGAAUUUGCCUUUAAAAAAUAAAAAUAGUUGAAGUUUUCAGACUAA
Astyanax mexicanus (Mexican tetra) is the source of this 1273-nucleotide messenger RNA. RefSeq names its product lipopolysaccharide-induced tumor necrosis factor-alpha factor homolog. NCBI's taxonomy places the organism in Eukaryota, Metazoa, Chordata, Actinopteri, Characiformes, Acestrorhamphidae. The record is from RefSeq and is a predicted model, not a curated record. Gene Ontology annotation, molecular function: zinc ion binding. The transcript has 4 exons. Bases 146 to 544 code for a protein of 132 amino acids.